GACGUGCGUGGCAGUGGAUUGCGAGCUUCAGCUCUGCUCUCCGGCCCUUUAAGAAGCAGUUCCUCUGACUGGUUCCAGGGGGCGCAUGAUCCGUGUGUUACUGUUCUUUUCUUUAGUUUGCAGCGGAGCAGCAGCGCAUUAGGGGCUUUAGUAGUGCUGGAUCGGCCGGGUUGCGGGACGCAACGUCCUGCUCCGACAUGGAACAGGGAUCAUGGAGGUUUAUUGGGAAAAGCGGCGUGUUUGUUAGGACUUAUUCGUGUUGAUUUGCGGAGGGGCCGAUGUGGAGGUAUGGCUUGGUCAUUUGAGGAUACUUUCGCUAACGUACAGCUUUUCUGAUCGCUUUAAAUCAAAGAUUUUUUUUUUUAAGACGGCAGCUGCGUUCUGAAACGAAGUAUCUUUUACAUCAUGAUGUAAUGUUACAAUGUAACACGUUUGCAGCGCGACGUCAUGCAACAAUAUAACAAAUUCGAGCGUCCGCUCUGUUACACUCUUUAUGCUUUUUGAACCACGGAAGCUUCAUUAAACGAGCAUUUUCGCUGGUUUAUUUGUUUUCCUACGGACUCUUAACACUAACCAAAUCGAGCGAGAUUCUCAUACGAAUCCGUCUAUAUGUUGUAAGCGGACAUAAUGUACUUGAACGCAUUUGUAAAUAUUCCUAAACAUCUCAUAACAUCAAUUCGAUUCUCGAAGUGUCCCGCAUUGAAAUGUGGACUCUAGAAGUGAUCCAUUAAUGGCAUGCACGAGGGCACUGCUGCCGUUGUGUUCAGAAAAGCCGUCCAUUUAUCAUUCAUUUGAAGGAGUCGAGGAAAUAUGGCAGAUGAGAUAGAUAAGCCCUCGGCUGUGGACGUGGACGUCGACAUAGACCCUGAUUUCGAGCCCCAAAAAAGGCCCAGGUCUUGCACCUGGCCUCUACCCAGACCAGAGUCCAAUGCUGGCAAAGCAGAACCAGGAGAGGUGGGAAUCAUUCCCGAGGAAGAGGUGGAUGAAAAUGGCACUGAUGAUGCGUGUGCAUCUGGUGACAUUACAGGCGCAUCAAAGCCAGUCAGUGUCACAGAAGGAAAGGAGAGUUCUGCUGCUCUUGGCAUAGAAACCAAUGCUGCUCUCAGUGAUAAAGACACCUAUGGCUCUCCUGUUUCUUCCCAGCAUGCUCUGCCCUCCGCCUGCAACGACUCAGGCAUCAAUGGUCUGAUUCCUCAGCAGCCCAGAAAAUCCUCUGCCCGCAGGAACGCCUGGGGAAACUAUUCCUACGCAGACCUCAUCACUCAAGCCAUCGAGAGCACGCCUGAGAAGAGGCUGACUUUGGCCCAGAUUUAUGAUUGGAUGGUCCGGAAUGUGCCAUACUUCAAGGACAAAGGUGACAGCAACAGCUCUGCGGGAUGGAAGAACUCAAUACGACAUAACCUGUCACUCCACAGUCGCUUUGUCCGGGUCCAAAAUGAAGGAACAGGAAAGAGUUCAUGGUGGAUGGUCAAUCCUGAUGGCGGAAAAGGGGGAAAAGCCCCUCGGAGACGUGCAGUUUCCAUGGACAACAGUAAUAAGCUCAUCAAGAGCGCCCGUGGCCGUGCCGCAAAGAAAAAGGCAGCUCUUCAGGCUACUCAGGACGGAAGCUCAGAGAGUUCCUCCAGCCUGUCCAAAUGGACCGGCAGCCCGACCUCCCGCAGUAGCGAUGAGCUCGAUGCUUGGACGGAUUUCCGUUCUCGCACUAAUUCCAAUGCCAGCACCCUAAGCGGACGCCUUUCUCCGAUUCUGGCCAACCUCGAGAUGGACGAAGUUCCUGACGACGACUCUCCCCUGUCGCCCAUGCUGUACUCCAGCCCUAGUAGUAUGUCUCCAUCCACCGGGCUGACCGAACUGCCCCGUCUAGCUGACCUUGCAGGAACCAUGAACCUCAACGACGGCCUCUCCGACAACCUAAUGGACGACCUUCUAGACAACAUCAGCUUGACUGCUUCCCAGUCUCCAGGUCAAGAUGAGAGUGGGGCCAACCUACAGGGAAGCCCUGUGUUUACCUUCAGCUGCUCUGGGAGCAGUCUGGCAAUUCCCACUGGCAGCUAUGGCACUAACUCCAUGUUCAGCCCUCCGUGUGUCACCGCCCUGAGGCAGUCUCCAAUGCAAACAAUCCAGGAAAACAAGCAGGCUACGUUCUCCUGCGGUUCCCUCUUUAGCGAACAGAGUCUGCAGGACUUGCUCAGCUCCGAGUCCAACAGUCACAGCGAUGUCCUUCUUACCCAGUCUGACCCGCUUAUGUCACAAGCCAGUGCCUCCCUUUCCUCCCAGAAUGCCCGUCGUAGUGCGCUGUUGCUGCGUAAUGAUCCCAUGAUGUCCAACCAGGCUGGGCCUGGAGGACAAGCAGGGCUCAAGAAGGCGUCGCCAUCGGGAUGGCGGAUGAACUGCAGCGAGUCAGACUACCAAAGCUUGAUGAAGCAACAUCUCCAACAGUCUCCCUUCAGAAGCACAUCUAUGCAGCUCAACUCCUCUGAUUCAUUGUUGGCAGGUCUCAAUGGCAGCGUUUCCUCGGUUCAAUUGGCAUCUCAGGACCGAUUCCCAUCUGAAUUGGAUCUUGAGGCGUUAAGUGGGAGUUUCGAUUGCGACAUGGACACCAUCACUCGCAACGAUCUGAUGGAUGCCGAUGGCCUGGAGUUCAGCUUCGAUUCCCAUCUUAUCUCCUCUCAGAAUGCUAACCUGACUUCAGAGAGCUUCUCCAGAACCAAACGAACCUCCUCCCAAAGCUGGGUACCAGGUUGAUCCGGCCAGGCCCAGGAAUGUAGGGACGGACAGAACACCGCAUUUGAGCCAACUGUCCACUGUAAAGCAACUGUACAUUAUGCUGUAGAAAAGCUAUUUGACAUCCAUUGGAAUCAGUUUGAGUUAACGUCAAUGAUUUACCCAGUCGGUGUUGUAGUUGUGUGUUUUGUAUUGUCAUGAUUGAGGCUGGUUUAAUGGACGUUGUAAAGUGUUUCACCCAAUUUAACCUUGAAGUGCUUGCAGGUUAAUCUAAUUGCCAGUGACUAGGUAAUGAACUCCGCUGCUGGAAUAUGGUAGGUGUAGUAUCGUAAACAAAAGGUUGUCUAUAUAUGAAGACUUGAAGGUCAGUACUUCCCUUAGUCCAUCUACAAAACAAAAUCCCUGAAUCCACCACUGUGUAUGAGGGUGCCUGCACACUAGAGAAAGCUCUUACAAAUGCAUUUGAGAGUGCGGAAAGAGUUGGGUCAGUUUGACAACCAAGUAAGAAUCUUGAAUUCUCUAGUACCUACGACAGAAACUGGUACCUGCGACUGGCAUUGCAGUGAAAGUUAAAAUAUUCUCAACUUUUGGUCGUCACUUUAGCAAACCCUGGCAUUUUCUUUGUCGUUGCGAUAAGUUAUCCCAAUUGAAAUCAAGUCUAGUCUGUACUCUAGUCUGAAGGUGCCCUUAGUUAAUUUAUUGUAACCGUAAUCAAGAUUAAUAGAUUUCCAGUCCUCACAUUGAAACAAACACUUGCCUUUUGCCAAACGUGUCCUCUACUGGACAAUUGCAACAAUGGCCUGUUUACAAUAUGAACUAUUGAGAAUGUUUUUCGUUGUCCGAAAAAAUGGCCAUGAAAAAUCUGUCUGUUUCUCAGAUUAUUUUUCAUAAAACUGAAAAGGGGAAGUUAUUGUGUUUUUGUGAAACCAGUGAUCAUAUUGUAUCCUUGACUCCUUUUAUGGAAAAGUGAAAUAUGAUGAUGAUAAGCUAUGUAUUUAGUGUUCUGCUGUAUGAAACUAGUUUGUCAGUGUUUCCCAUGGAUUUCCUAACAAAACCUGCAUUUAUCCUGCUCGGGGGUUCUUGAACACGAGCAUCUCAAUCACCCCUAAACCGCUUUUACUUCCGAUGUCAACCAUUUUAGAAUAGAUUAUGAGCUAUAUAUUUGUAUUUUUGUAUGUGUUUAUACACUCACACACAUGGGGCCUCAUUCAUGAAGUAAUUGCUGUAUAAAUGAUUUAUAAAAUCUGAGUAGUUGAACAAUUUAGACAUUUGUAAAACAAAAUUUUGUUCAUUAAUUGAUACUUUCAAUUUGAUUAGUGAUUAUGUGUGCAUAUACUGUACAGUCUGUAUACAUGCAUGCCACCAUUUACUUUAGAAUGGGUUUACAAUUUCUGCCUAAAUCAUAGAUUUCUGUUGUACUUGUAUUUCAUAAAUGAGGUCCAUGGUGCAUCUGUGUAUGUGCUGUACACUGAAUAUGUGUGCGUGUGUUCACACAUAAAUAUUGGAUUUAUUCUAAACAUAAGGUAUAUUAACAAUUAUAAAAUUUGGAACGCUGAUUAAGGACCACUAGAUGUUUGUGUAUUUGUAGCAGGAUAAAAUUAAGCUAAGCAUUUGGUGCUAAGUGAAAUUGUGUUGGGUCAGUUCAUAUGGCUGGCAUGUUACUUUCUUAGCAUUUAUGUGUACAUUUCUACACAAUGGCUGGUGCUAGUAGAACGUGUCCAUCAGUUGUUAUGGCAGUGUGUUUGAAGCAUCCUAACAGUUUUUAAAUGAAAGGCAGCCACAUUGUAGUAUAUGGAUAAGCUAUGUAAGAAAGCACCUACGUUGUACUGUAUUUCACUGUUGGUCUUGAACAUGCCAGACAACCAAAUUUGAGGCUGGUGAAAAAUAAUGCAACUAUUCAGUCUGAUGAAAUAGUAGUGCCAUUCAGGGACAACUUGCAGGCGGUUCAAUAGUUGUAACCUAAUGUUGUUUUAACAUCACAGUCGAAUGUACCUUUUGUUAAGGUCCGUUUCACACCCAGAAUUUUUAAAAGCCUCUUAUAAGCAAUGAUUUUUUAUAAUCUGCUUUUUAUAAUCAGCUGGAGUCACAGAAUUUAAGAUGACUAUAAAAAGUUGAUUGUGCUGUGUUUACCUUUGUUUACUUACUGUAGUUUCACAUUGUGUAAUCCGUUUCAGCAUCAUAAAUGGCAUCCUCAAAAUCGAAAUGCUUUUAAUUCUUGGUUUUCAUAUUCUUUGGGUAGGAUCAUCGUACUUCGCGAAAGAACUACUACAAUUUUUAUUCAUUUUGAAUUGUAAUCUUUAAGAAGGAAUUAACAUGAAUUGUGAAGACGAAACCUCCGUGUGUAGCACCUCACACCACAGUUGGCCGUUAGUUAGCAUCCACUCAAUGUUUGCUUGACUUUACCUGUGUAUUUCCAUUUUGGAUAAUGUAAACAAGGUAGUGCAAGGCAAGGUGCAUGUAAAUAAAGCUUGUAUUACACAAUA
Messenger RNA from Rhinichthys klamathensis goyatoka, 5207 nucleotides. RefSeq names its product forkhead box O3A (gene foxo3a). Gene Ontology annotation, biological process: regulation of transcription by RNA polymerase II. The record is from RefSeq and is a predicted model, not a curated record. The transcript is spliced from 2 exons. Gene Ontology annotation, molecular function: RNA polymerase II cis-regulatory region sequence-specific DNA binding; DNA-binding transcription factor activity, RNA polymerase II-specific. Gene Ontology annotation, cellular component: mitochondrial matrix; nucleus. Bases 811 to 2745 code for a protein of 644 amino acids. Lineage: Eukaryota; Metazoa; Chordata; Actinopteri; Cypriniformes; Leuciscidae.